UUUUUUUAAGAAUGCAAUUUCAGGUAGGUACCCAACUAAUUUUAUUCGUUUUCCAUCUUUCGUAUCUAGUAUUGAUGAUAUUCUAUUAUUUGACAAUUGAAAUGGACCAAUCAUGUUUCUCACUUUCCUUUUGUAGUGUACCUGUCGAGGCUUUAUAUCAUUUUUUUUAGAUUUGGAUCCUGUGCCUGUGUGCGUGUGCUAGACAUGUAUAAUCUGUGCCUUUUAUAAUGGAAUGGAAAUAAAGAUGGAAAAGUAAACAACAUGGCGUCAGUGCUGUCAGAAGAUUUAGUUGAUAAUUUUUCUGAUGAUUCCCAAUUUUCAAUAGCAUGGGAUGAUUGCUUUAGUGAAAAAAGGGAUAGUACCCUUACCCCUCCAAUUAAACAGGAGAAAACCAGGAAUUUAGUUAACAGUGUAAUUAAUAGACAGUUAUAUGGUCGGUUUGCCAAUAAUCCCAAAGCUAAGACUGAAAGGGUGUUGAAUGAUAUUCAUCCCAAAUGUAGAUUUGCACUAAGCGCAUUAUUAAAUGAUCCAGAAUAUUUUAACCACAUAUAUAUGGGAUUCACGAUGUGUGGACAGUAUUUUAUAAGUUACACUGAAAAGAUGUGUGAGGACUUGGGCCCUCUUAGUUUUAAUACGAGUUAUGAAUAUGAUUUAUAUAUAUGGAGAUUUGUUCCUGGUCAGAAGCUUCACUUUGUAUCAAAGCAUAAAAUUUUUAAGCACCUUAAAGGCUCGUCUGACGUACACGUACUAGAUAAAGUAAUGUUUAUGCAAUUCCCAAAAGAUUUGUAUAAACUGGUGUGUUAUGGACUAACAGCUACAAAUCCAGAUCUAGUUCAUAUAUCAAUACUAACCUUGCCAGCUCCAAAAAAUUGUAGACAUUGUUCCAAGAACUUCUCACAGACAGAUGAAUCGAUCAAUCAAGGUUGGUGCAUCAAACACGGAUUCAUAGUACAUUACAUGUUUUCCAUGUCCCAGCCAACGCCCAUAUUCGAUCCCUGCAUUUCCUUAGCUUAUCCUAAUCACCUGGUUAUCAAUACUGGCCACCACAUACAUAUACUAAACGUUUCAACAUCAGAACCCCCUCAGCUAACCGUUUCAUUACUUAAUUUAGCAAAAGACGACGACAAACUCCUAACAAAUACUCCUACUCAUACAUUUAACGACACCUUAAGCGAGGUAUCAGAAACCCCUAGCGAACAUUUCGGUACAAGUAGUGUAGUAGAUGCCAUACUAGAAGACUUUAGUGAGUACGACUUGGAAUCCAACGAAUGCAACAAGCCUUUCCACGAACUCAACAUAAGUUGUGAACCUCUGAAUGUUACCGGUAAAAGCUAUCAUAAUACUUUAGUUCAAAAUAUCGUAGAUCCUAGAGUGAAGAGGUUGCAAACUAAUAGUAAAGAGUACUUAUUCUCAGUACCUCAAAGUUCGACUACUCAGAAGUCGUUAGAAAAAUCAAAAAUAGAUAAGAAAAUCGCUGAAAAGGCGUAUGAGUUUAUUGAAGAGAAUGAGAAAUAUGAAAAAAUUAGUUCGUUUAGGAAAAAGCGAUUGGCUGAAAAGAAAUAUGAGUUCUCGGAAGACAAUAGUGAAAAUAUUGUACCAUUUAACUCAUUACGUCGAGAACGUAGAUAUCUCUACAGAUCGCAAAAUCGUUGUAUAAAAUCACCAGACUUCAAUUCCAUUUUCCUGAGUCCCAGAUCAAGUGGCCUAAGAUCUCCCAUGCAAUCACCCAAGUCUAAGAACGGCCAGUUCUCCCCCAGUGGUGCUCGAAACCUAUACUGUCCUUCCUUGCGCAAUUCCCCUCACCAUUCCAAGUCUCCCAUAAGUCCUAAAGAAUCUGCUAGGAAGUUUUACGUGUAUUCUCCUAGUUUGGACAGUGACUGCUCGGAUUCUGAUUCAAGGCUGAUUAUGAGAACGUCCAGUAAUUUGUCUACCUCAGGUGAUAAUAGGUUUAGUAAUUCGGGACUGCUAAUAGUAGAUCCGAAGUCUGAGACGCCCAAAUGGAUCAAGAAAGUUGUUCGAAGAUAUUCGAAUGGUGAUUAUGAAAAUGGAUCUCUGGUGUCAGGACAGAGUAGAGAUGACUACAAUAUCCCUAUAGAAAUACCUCUGUUGGCGCAAAAUCUCACCGAUCAACAUUUAGAUAUGGUACCGGACUUCAAAGUAGAUCAGGUAAACGAAAUACAACUGAUUGUGACGCAGAGAUCUUUUGACUGUGAGCAAUUCGUUCAGCGGAGGGCUCAGAAACUUUGUUCCGAAGCACAGUUGGAAUUUAUGCACUGUGAAGACUACGAUAUUAAAAUUAUACAUAUUUGUCCAAUUAACGGCCAUAUAAUUUGCCGUGCCAUUAUUAAAAUAGGUGCUUUAAAAAAUCCUUAUCCCACUGUCGAGCAUUUUUCGGCCCACUUUCUGUUCACGUGGAGUAUUGAGAACGAUGCCUUCGACGUGAUAGAGAACAAAGAACAGACCAGGCUGGUACCUGCUCACGAGAAGGUUGAUAUUCCAGAAUAUGAUAUUCCUAGGUGUAAAGAAGUUCUUGUUAUGGAUUACUGUUACACUACAUCGAAGACAAAUCUCAGGGACUUUGACAAUUAUUACGAAAUCUGUUUGGGUCCGGCUAAUAUUUCGAUUUUCGUAAUACAAGAAUACUCAAGCUCUAGUGAUAGUGAUUAAAUAAGUCUAUACUUAAAAGCCACAGGUUAGAAUGCAGUGCAGGUAGCAUAGAGCAAUGUAUUUCUUACGGGAGAACGGCUGACCACGUUGCCGGUUUACCCCGAGCGGCGCAUCAGGGCCGGUGAUUUCUCAGUCUAUCGCCAAACUACCACGCACACGCACCUACCACUGUGCCGACAUGAGCGGCAUCGCUGCGCGUCGUAAGACCAACACUGCAUUCUAACUGUGGCUUCUACUUUAGGUAAAAACAUUGAAUUACUAGAUAUGCCAACAUACACAGUACUUUUUAGAUAAAUAUAAAGCCUUCGAGAAAAUCUAAUUAGAGUAGUCUGUGUGACAAAAAUGACGAGGUUUGGGAUUUUACCUACUUCCAUAGAAUAAUAAAUACAUAAUCUAACUCGUUUACAAUUUUGUUUUCAACCGUAGACAUAAUAAUCAGCCCUAUUCUCUAACUUUUAGCAAAUCGAAUAGAAAUGACCAAGUCGAAUCGUAAUUACCCGAAAUCGGAAUGUUUAAUAUCUAUCGCGUGUUUGGAUUGGCGAUAUUUUCGUGUUUGAAUUGGCAUUCUGUAACUCACAUCGUAAGCAGGUUAAAUCGAAAUCGGCAAUUUCUAUUUCACGUGGUCAAGAGGGGGUGGCAACCCUGCAUUGUCAAGCGAAAUUAGUGUUCUGUGACCUGUUUGUUGCUGGUUCUAAAUUUGAAAUACGACACCGUUACCAUAUCUUCAAUUUUUCAUACUAUCACAUUACAUACAGUUACAUUUUUAAAAAUAGUUUUGAAAUAACAAAUAAGAAACGUUUUGAAAAGUAAACAAUAAAAUAUUAGUGUAAAUAUUGGACACAAAAACCUCAAAAGAUCAUAAAUGGUUUUAAAUCAAAGUUAAUUAAAAUUGUUAUAGAAAAUAAAAUAAUCUGAUAAAUAAAAAAGAUAAAUGAGGAUAAGAUGUAUGAUGUAAGAUAUUACUAAUAAUUAUAUAUAAUCUUAAGGUUUGAUUCCAGCUAAAAUAACUUAUAAACAACUUUUCCCAAAAACAGCGUCUUUUCUAUAAUUAUUUUCUUUUCUAUAAGCGUUGAUUGAUACAAAUACAAGUAAACUGGUAUAAUAUAUUUAUCAAUCAACGCUAUAAGUCUCUCUUUAUAUUUUAAACGUUCUUGUACAUUAUGCCAUUGAUUGAAAUUGUACAAGAAAUAACCAAAGAAAGUUUGGCAACACUGUGACUGGCAAACAUUCAGGCUUGCCAUGUCUAGGGAUUUUCCCUGAAUCUAGGGAUUUUUGAGCUUUGGAGGGAUUUAUUUUUGAAAUCUAGGGAUUUAUUAAACUGUGCUAGCUCCACUUUUCUGUUGUUAUUAAAGAUUUGUCAUUAUUUAUUGUUCCCUGAUAUAAACUAAGUAAACAUUAAAACAUUAAUCAAUGAUUAAAAUGGAUUAAACAUAGUGGUUAUAAAUUAAAUUGACAGCUGUCAUCUGUCAAUUUCUUCUUUUUUAGGCCAAAUUAAUACGAUUUAGGGAUUUCUAGGGGAAAUUGAAGAUCCCGUCUAGGGAGAUUUUGAAAUUUCAUCUGGCAACCCUAUUCAGAAUCUGAAUUUCGGAUGUCAAAUCAAUUUUAAGGUUACGUUUGAUGCAUACUCUUACAUAUCUAAAUUAAAUAUACAAUUCCCUAAGUAAAUACCACCACAGACUAAAAAUUAAGCAGAUACAAGAGGUAAAAAUACUAUAAAUAAUGAUAAAUAAGUAGUAAUAAAUUAUUUUUAGUAGAUAUAAAAUAUAAACGUCAAAACAAAAUACAAUGCGCUUGCGUCAAGCACAAUUCCGAUAUCGAAAUCUAAUUUCGACAGGGUAAAUGUUGUCGAAGUCAUUUCUAUUCACUAUUCCGAUUGUAGAGAUUCCGAGGAGUUAUGGAAUAUCGAUUUUGACUAUUUCUAUUCGACUUGGCCACUUCUAUUUGAUUUUCCUGACUUCUAUCAUCGAAAUGAGUUACAGAAUAGGCAUGAUUACCUGAACUGCUCGCUCCAAUCUAAAAUUGUUUCCUCAGUGCGAGAGAGAAAAGUGUUUGUAUACAGGGUAUCCAUCUCUUUCUAAUCAGGGGUUUUAUCGACCACAUGACUUUCCCACUACGGCCGAUUUGAUAAAGUCCGCCGAUUAGAAAGAGAUGAAUACCCUGCUUACAAACACUUUUCUCUGUUGCACUGGGAGAACAGUUUUAGAUUGCAGCACGCAGCCCAUGUCUAUGUUUUCAACAAUAUGUGUCUACAAAUAACCUUUAUAUUGACGAUGAUAAUGACAAAAAGUCUGGUACUGACAUUUAUGGUUUGUGAAGUAGUUGAAUUGCCAACCAAAAUUAGUCCAUGCAAAUUUCAUAACCUACUCUAAUUAGGAUUUUCCUCGAUGACUCGAUAUAUAAGAAUAUGUAGAUCGUCUUGUUAAUAUAUUUUUAAGAAUUAGUAAUGAAUAGGUCGAAAAAAGGAAAAAAUUAGUUGCAAUUUGGUAAUGGUAUAUCGGUUCGAGAUAUACGUGAGAUAUACUGGCAGCUAAAACACCCAGUCGAACACAUAUAGCAAAGGAUAAAACAGAUCUGAUAUCGGAUGAGAGUAAUCUUUUUCUAAAGAUUCCUAGCUUCUUGUGAUAUUGGUGUCCACAUUGAUCCAUCUUCUAUUAACAGCAGCUCGAAAUAGAUCAGUUGACAUUAGACGAGUCCAUUUCCUAAGAUUGGUCAGCCAAGAUAUACGCCUGCGUCCAGGGCCUCUCUUGCCUUCAAUUGGUAUUUUUUAUUACACAUAAUGUGACCGAAGUAAGCCAAUUGUCUGUUCCUUACGGUGUUAAUAAUUUCUUUCUCUUUUCUUAGCAUCUGGAGAAUAAUUAUGUCACUUGUGUGGUGUAUGUAUGAGACCCUUAACAUAAUAUGUCGAUAGCAUCACAUUCCAAAUACCUGUAACUGUUUUAUGGCAUCUUCUGUGAGGCUCCAGUUUUCUACUCCGUAGUGGAGGGCACUGUAGACGUAAUUUCUAAGAAUUCUUAUGCGUAUAUUGAUACUUAAAGAUAAGUUGCAGAUAAUCAUUUUAAGACCGUUAAAAGAGGUUCUGGCUUUGUUAAUAGGAGUUUUAUUUGGUAGUUGUGAUCCCAGAUAUCUUUAAUAUUGUAGUUAAGGUAGCAUAUUUGCUCCACUCUUUCUAACGGUGUAUCGUUUAUUGUAAUUUCGGCGUUUAUGUUGGCGUCCUUACUAAUAAUCAUUAUUUUUGUCUUCUUACAAUUUAGUUUUAGGCCGUAUUUGUGCCAUGUUUCUACAACAUGUUGAUAAUCUCGAGUAACAAAUUCAGUCGAAGACAAAAUUCGUUUUUAUGAGAUAUAUUAGGCCCCGGACUAUAAAUGGGCAGACUGGGCAUUUGCCCAGGGCGCCAAAUUUUUGGGAGCGCAAAAUAAAAAAGAUAAUAAAAAUAAAUUAGGGAAACAAAUUACCGACUAAAAAAUAGCUGACACAAAAUUUUCAAAAAUAUAUAGAACAUAACAAGUAAAUAUAAUACAGGCUACCGGAAAUGUAAAAUAAAAAUAGUAAGAAACAUAAUAAUGAUAAGUUAAUAUCAAGUAUUAUUAUUCAUAUAUUAAAUAAUAAUAAUAUUAGAGCUGGUAACACUGCAAUCAGUUAAUACGCUGUUGGCAGUACUUGUACCGUUGGGUACAGCCGGUGCCGGUGCAUCCGCGCAUGCGCUCAUCUUCCGCUGUCUUACCAACAAUCUUAUAACCUCAAACGUUGUUUGUUUAUUGUUUGACAAGUGUAGUUAUUGCUUGGGACAAAGUGAGUGAUAAUUUUGUUAAAAAAUUAACAAAAAACUAAGUGGUUCUGAAUUCAGAAAGCGCGCUGCAAAGAAGGAGAGUGAUAAACAAGAUUAUUUGCUUUUACAUUAUAGUAAUAAAGGGGGCGCCAGUAGACCAUUUGCCCAGGGCGUCAGUCACCUAAGCCCGGGGCCUGGAGAUAUUUAUUUUGAAACUAAACAUAUAAAAGAAAAGAUAAUUAGCGUUAAUUACUUGUUAAUUUCGUUAUUUAAAUAUACAUAAUUACAAUCUACAUAGUAUAUGAUUUUCGUAAAUCUUGGGUUGUUGUGACGUUAUUUGAUAUAUGAAUAAUAACCGAUAAAGGGGUUAAGAGUGAAGAAAGAGUUGUCACUUUUGUGAAAAAUGACAAUUAUGUCUAUUAUAGAAAGUUGCCUUGUAUUGUAUAUAACCGUGAAAUGACUAAUAUGGUUAUUCUCAGAGCCAUAUUUCAGUGGGUCACAGUUUUUCGAUUUCUUUUUAAAGGCACGUACAUAUCCUUUACAUUGGUGCUCCGUGCUCCAAACCACCACCGAUUGGAUCGCCGAGGGUGGGCGCCGAGAGGAAGCACCAAUGUAAUGGAUACGUGCUUUAACGUAUUAAGUUGGAAGUGACAGAGGAAAAUCCGUGAUUAUACACAUUUAUAACAUUUAUUCUACUUGUUGAUAGAUGGCGCUAUAAAUAGAAAAAAAUUAUUUACCUAUUAUCUAUACGACUUAAGUCUAUACAAUCUAUGCGACUAUACAAAUCAAAGAACGGAAGUUUCUAUAAAUACAAUCAACACUAUUGAUUUGUUUUAUACCAAAUUGCAAAUAAAAGGGUUAUAAUGCAAUAGUCUUUUCAUAUUUGGCUGAUUAUGAUCCUGACAACUGUCAGACUUUACUAGAAUGUCAUGCAAUGAUUCCCGACAUUCUUAAAAUCAUAUUUGACGUCAAAAUUGAUGACGUACUGAAAGAACGCUCUGAGAAGAACGUCAUAAUUAAUGUAUUGUAAGAGUAAUGGCAUAUUGCAUUGUUUUGGUGUAAAGUGACCUUUAGAUUGUUAUGCAGUGAUGAAAAGACGGAAAACAUAAUACGUUGUGAAAUAAAAUGAGAUGAAACUAGUAGAGGUGGGAAAUUCAGCGAUAGAAACCUAUAAAUUGACAUUAUAUUGAUAGUUUCCCAUCUUUAGACAUAUCGGAAGAGUAUUUCAACUAAAACUGUCACUGUCACAGUGGUAGUUCCCAAAUUCACUUUUCCGAUACAUCUAAAGGUGGGAGACUAUCAAUAUAAUGUCAAUUUGUAGGUUUCUAUCGCUAAAUUUCCCAACUCUACUACUGUCAUCUCGUUUUAGUUCACAGCGUAUUACGUUUUCCGUCUUUUGCGUUAUUUUGCCGGUUAUUAGCACGCUCAUCAAUGUAUAUGUUCACUAAUUUUAAAGUAGGAGGACUGUUCUUUUUAUGAUUUGUUGAAAUAAGUCGUUAAAAUACAGAAAGAAGUCGAUUGUAAUCAUAUCUUAGAGUAAUACGUUUAAGGUAUUUACCUGAAAUACAAAAAAAUUGAGUCUAUGUUGGCAUAUCGGUACUUUCAGAUCAUCCAGCACUUAAUUUCGCAAUUUCCGAAGAAAUAUCACCGAAAUCUCGAAAACGUAAAUAUCUACUUAUUAUCAAGUAGGUGUUAUAUUAGUAUUUAAGUAAGCUUAUAAGGUUCCGUACUAAAAUGCUUUAUUUUAAGAGUUAAAAUUUACUCGCAAUCAUUGAGUUCUCCAGCGCUGAUGGUCAUUUCCAUUUUUUAUCAAAAAUAAAAUAUUGGCAAAAAAAUUCUUGUUCUACGUCGUAGAUUAUUUUACAGCUUAUUAAGUGCAACUACAUUUUUAAAAACUUAUCUGCUUGCUUAUUCCGAAGAUACAGAUGCUAUAUACGAAUGAGCUUAAAAGAUAUCAUUUUCGAAAAUAUGUAAAUAAUAAUAUAUUAUUCAACGAGCAUGUAAUGAUGGCUAUUACUCACGAUGAUGAAGUUUGCGACACGAGCCGUAGGCGAGUGUCGUAAUUCAUCAGAGUGAGUAAUAGCCAUUACAUGCAAGUAGAAUACUAUACUUUUUCUACGACCUUUUUUAUUUGGAUUAGUAGAAAAAUAUAAUUAUCAACUACUAACAUUAUUCAAAAUCGAAAGAUUUUAUUUUUCAUAAGAAAACAUAUUUUAUAUAACUAUGGCAACACUGGUAGAAUUGCCCUCUUUGAGCUUAUGAAACAGUUGGCAUUGACAUUAGUGUCAUGGAAUGGCGGUGGCUGUUAAAAAUAAGACAUAUUUUAUGGCAAUUACACGAAAAAGAACGUGUGAUCUCAAUAAAAAUCUAUUGUACAAUCAACAGUAAGUAAAACAGAAUUCAUUGAUAUAAAUUUCAUAUCCGUAAGCCCUUUUACGGAAUUAAUAGCGAUUGUUUAUAUUCACCUUUUAAUAACGUCAAUCUUAAAAUGUCAAAUGUUGAAAUUUAAACGUAAAAAAUAUAAUAAUCCAUUGUUACAGUUAAAAAUCCUUUAAACAUUUUUCGAAUUUAAUUGUUGAUGUAAUUACAAUGAUUAUUUUAUUAAAUAAACAAGUUUAAGUAAUUUUAUUCGCUAGUAGGUAUAUUAAAAGUGCCAUGCACCACUUGAAUCUAACUUCAACCCGUGAGUAAUGAAAAGUAAUGGGUGUUAUUAUCUAUUCAAAAACAGCGAAUAAUGAGCAUAUUAUUAAACGGUCGUAGAAAAAAGAUCUUAUUACACGUUGGUAUAUAUGCCAGCUACCCCCCUACCACCAAAGACGGUUUCGUUUCUAUUUAUUUAUUUUUUUCAGUGGGUUGCAAUCAAUUUAAAAAUUUCAAAAAUUCAUACGCUUAGCUAAAGCUUUUAUAAAACUUGUCUAUUUUUUUUUUAUAAAUCCAUAGGUUGAGUUUACAUAAGCUAAAAAUGAUCUUUUUCCAAAAUAAGUUUUCUUUUGAAGAGGGCUGCAAAACUAUUUUUUAUUUUGUGUAUUUUUUCAAAAAAUAUAUUUCGGAUUUUUUCCAAAUUUUUUCCGAAAAGUGCACCUUCAAAACCCCGUUAAAAAACAGGUUUUUUGUGGGGGAUUUUCCCUAUUUUAUAGACAUCAAAUUUGAUUAAAUCAAGGUUUUUUCUAUAUAUUAUAAUCUCAAAUAACUGAUUCCUUUCUGAGAUUUAAAAAAAAUGUGUGUGUACUUUGUACGCACGUAAGAAGUUAUACUUCUAUUAUAUGAUUUCAACGAAAUAAAUAUACUUUCAACAGGUUAUUUGUAUUUUAUUUAAAGAUUAAAUUAAUUUUUACUUACUACUUUCCAAAAAUGUUUAUUAAAACAAUACCAAAAAAUAAAAAAAAAAAGAAAACACACGUAUUUGAACCGGGGACCUCUCGAUUUCCGGUCACACGCUCUACUACUGAGCUAUAUUCCCUUUGCUUUGACAGGUUACAAAAUGUCUCAUACAUACUGACAAAUUUAAUAGUCCAAGUGAAGUAUACAAAAAUACUUUAAAUAUACUUACUAUUAUUAUACAAUAUCUUAUUCCCGAGGAAGACAAAUCCAAAGGCACAAAAAUUAUAAUAAAUAUAUUUACUAAAAACACUAAUAAUAGAUUCUUUUCACGCACAACUUAUUUGGGCUACAUAAAGGUGUAGCGACUAAUACCAUACUGUCGGUGUGCGCAUGCGUCAGGGAAUGUAAAAAUUCACCCUCGUGUCUAAAGAAGUAUAACUUCAAAAUUUUUGCGUAACACCUAAACCUCCAAAAAACCAUGUUUUUAAAGGUUUUUGCAAGUUUUUGUGGUGUUAAUAGUAUUUUUUGAGAUCGAUACAACCUGAAUCAAUGCAUCUCCAAUUCAUAUAAAAAAAGAACAAUAAUUUUAGUUCUGAAAGAGACAAAUAUAAUCAUCGUUUAUGUGAAAAAUCAGGUUUUUGGAUUAUCCGGGGGUCUUGACUGGAUUUACUCGUAGUUUUCAAGUGUUUCCGUUAUUUUUGCUGGAUUUUUCUAUAACGUUUUGCAGUUAUGCGCCAUUAAAUUGCACCUUUCAAAGAUGUUCUUCAAAAAAAUGAGAUGAUGUAUUUUUAGUAGUUGAGAAAUAUACACAACCUCAUCUUAUACGAAAAAACCGGUUUUCAGAUGAUGGAGAAGCUUUUACUGUAUUUUCCAUCUCUUACCUCUAAAAAAUAUUAAGCCGCACUUUUCAAAGAAAACCGAGUUGUCAUCAUGUUGUUCAUAAAAAUUUUGAAAACCUGAUGUUUCAUUAUGUACAAGGUUAAAAAAGUUGGCAAAUCCACAAAAAACCACAGAAUAACCCUUGAAAACCUGGUUUUCGCAUAAAAGAAAGGUUCUACUUCUUUGAGGCCUGAAACUGUUGUUGUCCAUUUUUUUUAAUGAGUUCAAGACGCAUUAGUAUGAAUUGGAAACCAACGCUUUUGUUCACAGGUUAGGUCACAAUUUUUAGGCAUUAUGAUUGUUAAUGAGAAAUGAAAAAGUGGAAAUGAUCAUACGGGGCGUGGUAUAUUGAAUUAUUUAUUUAUUUAUUAUAAUCAUUAUAAAAAUUACAUGUUUCAUUGCCUUCAAUUUGAUAUAUUAUAGUUAUUCGUCAACUUAAGACGCAAAUAUAGAUUUAUUAAAGCUUUUUAUUGUGAACUGGUGAGAAAUCGUGUUCACCAACAUGUGUGAAUAUAUGGAAAUUGUAGUGUCUCGCUUUUUUGUCGAUAUAUGCAUAUGUCAGGUGCAUAUCAAUUACUUUUUUCUUAAAAGCGGAGAAAAUUUAAAAAAAUUUAGAACAUAGAAAAUGUACAGUCGAUGUACAGCAUACCUCCAGCAAUGUUUGAUUUUCCUGUUAUCAUAUUGUAUUCGAUAAAUUCUGCCACGUGACAUCUCUCAUGCCUUUGUACGUUAAACUGUUUUACGCCAGUCAAUGGGAGCAAGAAUGAGCAAAACGGGCAUGAGGGGCCCACAUCCUCGAGCGCCGAGUCGCCGAACUGGACAUAGCCCAGAGCGGGGACUCGGCGCCCGAGCAAGCAAAACAGAUCGAAGAUAAGUCACUAGAGAUAGCGGGAAUAGAGCGCCUCACGCUGGCCUGCAUUGAUCGGGCUAGGAUUUCAUAUGGGAGUCCGUGUACCCAAGACUCCCAUAUGAUAAGCACUUUGCUGAUUGAGAGCCCCUAUAGCGCAUCAGAGUGCUAUCGGGGGGUAAGUGGAUGGUCUGGAGCAUUGAAGCGGGGUGGAGUGAUUCCUGCUUACGGGAGUUAAUCCUCCUCGCCCCAAUGAAUUGUAUCACCCGAAUGUCAUUCUCUAGGGGUGAGCAAGUCUCUCAGGCUGGGUUAAA
Messenger RNA from Diabrotica virgifera virgifera (western corn rootworm), 11794 nucleotides. RefSeq lists its product as uncharacterized. Gene Ontology annotation, cellular component: Cul4-RING E3 ubiquitin ligase complex. The record is from RefSeq and is a predicted model, not a curated record. Bases 262 to 2667 code for a protein of 801 amino acids. Gene Ontology annotation, biological process: protein ubiquitination. The transcript has 8 exons. NCBI's taxonomy places the organism in Eukaryota, Metazoa, Arthropoda, Insecta, Coleoptera, Chrysomelidae.